Rosa rugosa (rugosa rose) is the source of this 870-nucleotide messenger RNA. Its product is annotated as chaperone protein ClpB3, chloroplastic-like. Gene Ontology annotation, cellular component: cytoplasm. The coding region runs from base 1 to 870 and encodes 289 amino acids. Gene Ontology annotation, biological process: cellular response to heat. Gene Ontology annotation, molecular function: ATP hydrolysis activity; ATP binding. The transcript has 2 exons. Lineage: Eukaryota; Viridiplantae; Streptophyta; Magnoliopsida; Rosales; Rosaceae. The record is from RefSeq and is a predicted model, not a curated record.
AUGGUUUUCACCUUUUUACAACAGUUGGAACGAGUCCAAAAGAGAAUUGCAGACCGCAAGAUGAAGAUCCAAGUGAGCGAGGCAGCUGUUCAGCUUCUUGGAAAUCUCGGCUACGAUCCAAACUACGGUGCUAGGCCAGUCAAGCGAGUGAUUCAGCAAUAUGUAGAAAAUGAGCUUGCCAAGGGCAUCUUGAGAGGAGAGUUCAAAGAAGAAGACACCAUUUUGGUCGACACAGAGAUCACGGCGUUUGCCAAUGGCCAGCUACCCCAGCAAAAGCUAUUCUUCAAGAAGCUUGAAACUGGUUCAGAAUCUCCUGCAGCAGAGAACUCCGUUGACAGGGUAAAUCUGGAGAUCCAGCAGGGUGAACGAGAGUAUGAUCUUAACCAUGCUGCUAAGCUGAAGUAUGGGAGUCUGAAUUCCUUACAGUGCCAACUCCUCAGUGCUGAAAAGGAGCUCGAUGAGUAUAUCAGGUCUGGGAAAUCAAUGCUGAGAGAGGAAGUUACUGGAAAUGACAUUUCUGAAAUUGUCAGCAAGUGGACUGGUAUUCCUGUUUCCAAGCUUCUACAGUCAGAAAGGGAAAAGCUCUUGCAUUUGGAGGAAGAGCUGCAUAAACGUGUUGUAGGACAGGAUCCUGCAGUGAAAUCAGUAGCUGAAGCUAUUCAGCGGUCUCGAGCAGGUCUCUUAGAUCCUCAUCGCCCGAUCGCUAGUUUCAUGUUCAUGGGCCCCACCGGUGUAGGGAAGACAGAACUAGCCAAGACCCUUGCUUCCUACAUGUUCAACACUGAAGAAGCUCUUGCUAGAAUUGAUAUGAGUGAGUACAUGGAAAAGCAUGCUGUCUCAAGACUGAUAGGUGCUCCACCUGUAUCAUAG